Molecule: messenger RNA, 562 nt
Organism: Exophiala xenobiotica
Lineage: Eukaryota; Fungi; Ascomycota; Eurotiomycetes; Chaetothyriales; Herpotrichiellaceae
Exons: 3
Coding region: 115-561 (148 amino acids)
Molecular function (GO): carbon-sulfur lyase activity
Source: RefSeq, a predicted model, not a curated record
GUCUGACCCGGAAGUAAGGUACUCCAUACAGCUGUAACUCUUACGAGUAGCAAACCUCAAUAAAGUACUUGUACUUGCAACCAGUCACUCCCUGGUACCGGUUCAUCGGUCGUGAUGACGCACGGAAGCUGCCUCUGCGGAGACGUGAAAUUCAGCCUGGCCAUAGAUCCUGAUGUCAAUGUUACAAGCACUAGGACGGACAAGAACGGACAAACAUCACUCUGUCACUGUCGAGCAUGCCGCAAAAUUACCGGAGGCACCACCUCGGUCAACUUGACAGUGCCGUCGACCCACUUCGUUUUGGACAGCGGCACCCUCAAGACCGUCACGACCAGACACGUCGACGAAGGAUUCGAAUUUUCGCUGUCGUUCUGUGAGGGCUGCGGCAGUCCGAUCUAUGCCGUACCCCAGGCACGGCCGGGCGUCAAGAUCAUUCAAGUCGGCGUUCUGGACGACGGAGAUCUGCUAGACAAAACGCCUGAUGUUGAGCUCAAUGUGAAGUACAGGCCAGCUUGGGUCCAGCAGGUCAGCGGGGCGGAGCAGAGAGAAAGAUACACUUGAG